UCAUGGGUGUGCCACUGUUUUGCCGUGCCUCCCUCAGGGCACUCCGCCUCUGCAUCAGGAACCAAAAGGAAAACGGAGGUUAUGGGAAUACACAGUCCCAGAAGGAAACCCACAGGAGACUGGCUCAAGGAGAACAAUGAAGGAAAACAUACAUCAAAGUCCAGUGUGAGAGAGAGACAAUCAGCAGUUCAUUUGCAGCCAUGAGCCAGCCCACCCCGGCCACCACAGAGCCACCUGGCCAGCCUGGACAGAGGAACCUUACCUUCGAGGUUGUGGACAUCGUUGUUGUCAUCAUUUAUUUUGUCUUCGUCCUUGCCGUUGGGAUAUGGUCAUCCAUACGGGCAAGCCGGGGGACAGUUGGAGGGUAUUUCCUGGCUGGACGGUCCAUGACAUGGUUGCCUAUUGGAGCCUCCCUGAUGUCAAGCAACGUGGGCAGUGGCUUGUUCAUCGGCCUAGCAGGCACAGGAGCAGCUGGGGGCCUCGCCGUCGGGGGCUUCGAGUGGAAUGCUACCUGGGCGCUGCUGGCCCUCGGCUGGAUUUUUGUGCCUGUUUACAUUGCUGCAGGAGUUGUCACAAUGCCCGAGUACCUGAAGAAGAGAUUUGGAGGACAGAGGAUUCAAGUCUACAUGUCCGUACUGUCCCUCAUUCUCUAUAUAUUCACCAAGAUAUCAACAGAUAUUUUCUCUGGAGCGCUGUUCAUCCAAGUCUCCCUGGGCUGGAACCUGUACCUGUCCACCGUGAUCUUGCUAGCCGUGACAGCUGUCUACACUAUAGCUGGUGGUUUAACGGCUGUGAUGUACACAGAUGUGCUGCAGACUGUGAUCAUGGUACUCGGGGCUUCGGUUCUCGCCUUUAUAGGGUUUGAAAAAGUCGGCUGGUUUGAAGGACUUAAAGAGAAAUACAGCACCAUGAUACCCAAUGUCAUCGUCCCAAACACCACCUGUCACCUCCCACGCGCUGACGCCUUCCACAUGCUCAGGAACCCUGUCACUGGGGACAUUCCUUGGCCUGGGCUUAUCUUCGGCCUCUCUGUGCUGGCUACUUGGUGUUGGUGCACUGAUCAGGUUAUAGUGCAAAGGUCUCUCUCUGCCAAGAACCUCUCCCAUGCCAAGGGUGGAUCGGUGCUGGCGGGUUAUUUGAAAAUGCUCUCGAUGUUUUUCAUUGUCAUGCCUGGUAUGAUCAGCAGAGCUCUUUACCCAGAUGAAGUGGGAUGUGUGGACCCGAAAGUCUGUGAAACCGUCUGCGGAGCUAAAGUGGGUUGUUCUAACAUUGCCUAUCCUAAGCUCGUAAUGGGACUCAUGCCUGUAGGACUACGGGGUUUGAUGAUAGCUGUGAUGAUGGCAGCCCUGAUGAGUUCCCUCACCUCAAUCUUCAACAGCAGCAGCACGCUCUUCGCCAUAGAUAUCUGGCAGCGGAUCCGCAAGAAAGCCACGGAGCAGGAGCUCAUGAUUGUUGGCAGAGUGUUUGUUCUCAUCCUCAUUGUCAUCAGUAUUCUCUGGAUUCCCAUCAUUCAGAUGUCCAACAGCGGUCAGCUCUUUGACUACAUUCAGUCCAUAACCAGUUAUCUGGCCCCACCAAUUACUGCCCUCUUCGUCCUGGCAAUCUUCUGCAAGAGGAUCAAUGAGCCCGGUGCUUUCUGGGGCCUCAUGUUCGGGCUGGUAGUGGGUGGCAUUCGAAUGAUCAUGGAGUUUUCCUAUGGGGUGCCAUCCUGCGGCGAGGAGGACCCAAGACCAGCUGUCCUAAAGGAUGUUCACUACCUGUACUUUGCCCUCAUUCUCUGCGUGCUCACGGCCAUCGUCAUUAUCCUGAUUAGUCUCUGCACCCCACCAAUCCCAGAGGAAAAGCUGGCUAGCCUGACGUGGUGGACUAGACACAGCAAACCUCCCGCAAUUGACCUGGUGAGCUACAAGAGCGAGUCGGCGGAGGUAAAUCCUUCAGUGGGCGAGAGUGAUGGGGACGCGCCGACGUGGGAGAACACGGAUUCAGGGAGCAAAGAACAUGGAGCAGUGAGCCCUCCUUGCUGGAAGAAGUUAUAUUUCUGGUUCUGCGGGAUCUCCAGCAGCCCAGGACCCACACUGACCAAGGAAGAGAAAGCAGUCCUGGAAAGGAAACUCACCAGCAUUGUGGAAAAGCCCUUAUCAAAGAUUGUUUGCAACAUUAAUGCUAUAAUCCUGCUAGCUUUUAACGUCUUUCUGUGGGGAUACUUUGGCUGAAGACGGGGCUGCAGACAGUACUCGGCUGGCUUGGCUUUGAUUUAGAAUACAGCAGUAAUGCUUAGAGACCUCAAGCAGGUCAGGACCACAUUGUUCUUGAUGCCACACAUACAGUAAAUGGAAUUCUCUGCCCCAAAGAGCUUACAAUCUAGAAGACCAAACCUAGUGGGCAGGGAUAGCAUAGCAUUUACCAGGGAGCGUUUUUAUCAGGUAAAAUCGUGUUUUUUGUCACCUAGGGAAAAAUUAAUUGGGCCCAGUUUAUGAUAUUUUCUAUUUUUAAAAUUGUUUUACUAUCACACACAUCACACUUUGUUGUAGUUACAUAGUCAAAUUGCAUUACGUAGUCAAAUAAGGCACUCGAUUUGGAGAUUAAUUUAGGGUUGUACAAAUAAACAAGUAAAAUUUCAGUGAUCAUAAUACAAAUAUAUGUAAUGAGAAUAGCGUCAGAAUGUCUGUAAACAAUUUAGUCUGGUGUUUUUUCCAGGAAGUUAUAGAGGCCGUGACAACUUUCAGUUUUCUAUAUUCUAUAACCCAAAGUCAAAAGCCUUCAGGGACAAUAAUGCAGAGUUGUAGCCAUGAAGCAUUAAGCAAUCAGAAGCAUGCAGCGCUGCAGACAACAUGUCCAGGUCUGGCUGGCCACGGAGCCUGCUGUAGCAGACCAACUUGGAUGCAGUGGGUAGACGGAACCUAUUUCUCAGUUUUGAAUGGAUGUAUCCAAAGUCUGAAAAGAUUCAUUCUAUGCUUGCUGAACUGGCUGGACACCGAUGGACUUGCACCACCGGUUUUGUGACAUCAGGGGGACUCUUGGCAUUCUUCAGAUUUUUUUCCACCAUACUAAAGGGGAAUUUUUUUCCUUGUAGCGGAUGAAAAUGUCAAUUUUAGCUACAGUGAGUCUUCUAUGUUAAAUGCAAGUAAAUAUGGCAGAAAGUCGGGAUUUUUGCUCAGCAGCUACUGCUUGCAAUUUCUUCUUGUUCCGAAGACACGUUUCUUGCCUGCGUAUUUUGGCAGAAGGAGGUCGGCCAACAUUUGUAAUUGCCUCAUGAAAUCUCUUUGGUACGUCGGCUUUAUGUGGGGCAAGAUCUUCAUUUAUCAGUAGAUCCGUCUCGUGUCCUUUUUAGAGUGUGUUAAGUGCCACAGAAACUGAAUUGAAUUGACUGAUCAAGUUAUUUGCUUCUCGGUAAAUCCUUUGAUUAUUAAUUUCACUGACCACUCUAGCUUGAAAUUCCGCCUCUAGCUCACUCAUAAUCCUGAGAUAAUGUGGCCAAUUUUUGAAUAUAUGUUUCCAGACAUGUUGUUUGACUGUUUCAGUAUGUGUUACCAGGGAUUUACAGAACCUGACAGUCUUUUAACCAGGCUCCAGGUGAUUACGAAAAUACUUUUGUAAAUCGCCAACAUGUUUCUUCAAAGCACUCAGUGUAAGGGCUUGUCCAAGUAGAUUGAGCCAAUGUGAUGCACAUCCAUACUUAGCCAAAGUGUGGUUAGCUUGUUCCAAAUCACUGCCCAUACUUGGCAUUUUUUCCUCAUUGUCUGUCGGGUAGCUCUUAACACAACCAUACCAUUCGUUGCUAAUGCCUUGGCUUCUCUUAUCGGUGUAGCACAAUACUUUCCAGUCUUCUUAUAUCAACUGCUGCUAAGGAAACCACAGUCAGCUAUCACUGGGACAAUGUGUACGUUAUGCCAGCCAUCCUGUAGUCAUGGAACAGCUUUUCCAUAUAAUUUGUUGUGUGCUUCCACCUUUAAGCCAUCAGUAACUGCAUCUAACCGUUUACCUGCUUUCAGCUGGGUGCUUUGUAGCCUGGUCUUAGGCAGCUGGUCAGUGCUUGAAAAAAGUGGAUGUUCAGUCACUGAAAAGGGAAUAGUACAGCCAUAAAACAGCUCUGCAGUUUUCAGGGCUACCUUUUGUUUCAGUUCUGGCAUUGUUUUCUUGACAAACAUAUGCAUGUGUGAUUGAAAAACUGUGACACUUCCUCCUCAUUGUCUUUGGCUGAUGUGGAUCUGCCUUUCUCUUGCUGCUCUUGGCAACAGCAAUGCACUAUUAUGGGUACCUUCUGUGGUUAGAUGUUGAUAGAUGUUUGGCUGCGUGUGUUCCCUCUGUGUGCGACGCCAGCCCUGCGCAGACAGCUGGCACGGCAGACCUCAAGCGAACCACCCAAUGACCACAAGAUCCAGUAAGGGACGAAGGCACCCAGCCAGGUUUAUUGUCAAUGAAGCACGGUACUAGUAUCCCGGACCACUAAUACAUGUAUGCCCAUAACAAUGGACCGGGUUAGUGAACAGUGGGAUUUUCCAUUCCUGUGCCAGACAAAAAUAUUCCCUCUGAGAUACAUCUUUAUACCCCGAUACAAACAAGUUACAUACUGCCCUUCUGACACAGUUAGUUACUGCCCCCUGACAUAGUUAGUUUUACCCAUUACCUUGCACACGUUGGUUCAAUCAAAGCAUUUCUAUUAUGUACUGUCAUCCUGACCUUAUCUUUUAGGAGGGGUCAGUGUGUUCCUGUUAUCCUUGGGGAAUGUUUUUGUACCAUGCUUGAUAUCGGGAUGUUCUGGUACCACUUGAUAUCAGGAUGUAUUUCUGUGAGUACUCUGUGACUUCUUAGGAAUGUGUAUUUCUACAAUAUCUCCUCUGUUCUUGCCAGAUUCUGAGAGCAGGUCCUGCCUCAUACCAAGCCUCUAAUAAAAAGGCUUAUAUCUCAGGCUCUCU
Molecule: messenger RNA, 4916 nt
Organism: Chelonia mydas (Green sea turtle)
Lineage: Eukaryota; Metazoa; Chordata; Testudines; Cheloniidae
Gene: SLC5A9
Product: solute carrier family 5 member 9
Exons: 15
Coding region: 201-2213 (670 amino acids)
Biological process (GO): transmembrane transport
Cellular component (GO): plasma membrane
Molecular function (GO): D-glucose:sodium symporter activity
Source: RefSeq, a predicted model, not a curated record